AUGCGCUUCUCCAACACCAUCACACUCAUCCUCGCUGGCAGCGUCAUGGCUGCGCCUGUUGCAGAGCCCCAGCCUGAGGCUGCCCCAGAGGCUGUCUCUGAGUCUGAUAUCGAGGCACGCCAGCUACUCAAGGGCCUUGCGCCUCCUGUCGCUGGCCUUCUCGCGUCCCUGGGACUUGUCGGGCUUGCUCCUCCAGUUGGUGCUAUCGUCGACACUCUGGGCGACAAUGUCAAAAAGCGACAGUUGCUGAAUGACUUGUCUCCUGAUGUCGCUCUCCUCCUCACAUCACUCGGCCUUGGUGGGCUUGCACCUCCCGUCGCGGGCAUCGUCGACACUCUCGGAAAUGAUGUCAAGAAGCGGCAACUUCUGAACGACUUGUCUCCAGAUGUUGCCCUCCUCUUGACCUCUCUCGGCCUGGGUGGUCUCGCCCCUCCCGUCGCCGGUAUUGUCGACACUCUCGGCAAUGAUGUGAAGAAGCGACAGCUUCUCAACGACCUGUCACCUGAUGUCGCCCUCCUCUUGACCUCUCUCGGCCUGGGUGGCCUCGCCCCUCCUGUCGCCGGCAUUGUCGAUACUCUUGGCAACGACGUGAAGAAGCGACAGCUUCUCAACGACCUGUCACCUGAUGUCGCCCUCCUCUUGACCUCUCUCGGCCUGGGUGGUCUCGCCCCUCCCGUCGCCGGUAUUGUCGACACUCUCGGCAAUGAUGUGAAGAAGCGACAGCUUCUCAACGACCUGUCCCCCGACGUUGCCCUUCUUCUCACUUCUCUUGGUCUGGGCGGACUUGCCCCUCCUGUUGCCGGUAUUGUCGACACCCUUGGCAACGAUGUCAAGAAAUGA
Verticillium dahliae VdLs.17 is the source of this 840-nucleotide messenger RNA. RefSeq lists its product as uncharacterized. The transcript has a single exon. The record is from RefSeq and is a predicted model, not a curated record. Lineage: Eukaryota; Fungi; Ascomycota; Sordariomycetes; Glomerellales; Plectosphaerellaceae. Bases 1 to 840 code for a protein of 279 amino acids.